AUGUCCUUCUACAUCAUUGGAACCGCCUCCAUCUUCCUCCGUAUCUACUCACGUUGGUUUAUCGUGAGGAGCUUUAAGUGGGAUGACUGGUUUAUGACCUCGAUUUUGUUCUUCAGCGCCGGACAACAGGCCAUUUUGUAUAUCUUCUUGCGCUAUGGAGCCGGGCUAUCGAUCACUGCCAUUAGCACCGAAAACCUGCUGAUGAUCUUUCGAUGUAAAGACAUCAGAGCCUCCAUAGAGCCGCCGCUCUAUCCCACCGUCAAGUGCAUCAGAAUCGACAUUAUCUAUUACACCGCUGCAUCCUUUUUCGGAAGCAACCCCGAUUUCACAUACCCGUUGGCGAAACUGCUGCUGGUGUCGGCGAUUGAGAUCCAGGUGGGCAUCAUGGCAGCCAAUGCACCCUCGCUGAAAGCCGUUUGGCUCAAGCACGUCGUCAAGUCACUGGGCUCCGAAUAUCCCUCCUCCCAUGGCCGUUCUCACGAGCUGUCGGCGAUGUCGUCCAACAAGCGCAAAGUGGGAAAAUUGCCUGGCGUGGAGAGUCGAGCACACAUGCCAGCUGCCAAUGCCGAUGCUCCGUCGGAUCAUUGGCGGAACGAUUCUGAGGAGCAGCUGUUUCAGAAGGAGAAUGCACGCGCAUCAGACAACGAAGCGGUUUACUUCAAGAAUAAUUAG
Rasamsonia emersonii CBS 393.64 is the source of this 672-nucleotide messenger RNA. RefSeq lists its product as uncharacterized. The transcript is spliced from 5 exons. Lineage: Eukaryota; Fungi; Ascomycota; Eurotiomycetes; Eurotiales; Trichocomaceae. The record is from RefSeq and is a predicted model, not a curated record. Bases 1 to 672 code for a protein of 223 amino acids.